GUUGGACUCAAUUCAUUUCAUUUCAUUUCAUUUCAACAUGGCUGUUGCAAAGCGUUCCCGCACCGAAGCAAAAGUAGACCCCUCGAUGAAGGCGGUUAAGGAUGCAGUGGAUCAGAUCCGCUUCUUGGAGCGGCAAGUUGCAGAGAGCAAAACGCAUUUAAACAACAUCGUCCUUUUACUUCAGUAUUGCGAGAACGAUUCCCCAAAAAUCAUUCAUGCCGCCAUGCAUGCUCUCUUUCGCCUCUUCUCUGCUAUGCUUUCUAGAGGCGAGCUUCAACGACCCAAAAAUGCAACAACGGAGGAUAAGAAGGCAACAGUUACAUUAUGGCUUCGUGACAACUACGUAAAAUAUCAAAACAGAGUCUGUAAUAUUCUAAAUAUGCUCGAACCUGGUCUUCAGGUCCCUGCAUUGAGAAUCCUCCUGGACUUGGUUAAGGUGGAAUCAACUUAUCUGAGCAGUUUGUCAGGGACACACCACUUUGCCAACGACCUAUACCAAAGAAUUGUCGGGGCUCUCCUCAACUGUACGAACAUGAGCCAGCCAUUAUUAAACGAGUUCACAGAAAAGUACUUGGGAUUCUACGAUGACCUGCGCUUCUAUUUUUUGAAAGAUGCAGCCAUUAUUAUCAAUACAGCAUUAGGAGAGCCCCCUAAGAAGGACAGUAAAGCACCACAGAAAAAAAAACAAAAAUCUAAUAACCAAGCACCACCAGAAAAACUUUCGCUUCUCCUCGAAAACUCCUUUUCCAUUAUGGAAACUCUCAAAACAAUGCCUACUGAAGCUAAAGAGCUAGACGAAUUCUGGACUGGAAACCCUGAUUCAAACAAUGACAAACAGGGAUACACUGGCGAAACUUUCGGCUUCUCUGAUGACGAUGAGGAUGAUACUGUAGAGGAUUUGACAAAGGAUACUUCAGCAACACCUGUCAAAAAACAUCCCUUACUGAUGCUCUAUAAUCACAAGCGUGUUUUCUCUGACUGCUGGAUUGCUAUUCUUCGGCUACCUUUUACUACCACCAUCUACAAAAAGACCUUACUCAUUGUUCAUAAACGUAUCAUUCCACAUUUGCCACAACCGACUGUGCUCAUGGAUUUCCUCACUGAUUCAUACAACGCUGGAGGCGCCAUAAGUCUAUUGGCACUGAAAGGUCUUUUCAUCCUCAUUACAGAGCAUAACUUAGAUUAUCCCGACUUCUUCAGAAAACUCUACAUGUUGUUCGAUCGAAACUUGAUGCAUGUGAAGUACAGAGCUCGCUUCUUUAGUCAGGUAGACCUUUUCCUGUCAUCACCACUAUUACCAUCACAAUUGGUUGCUGCCUUCAUUAAACGUAUGGCUCGCUUGGGAUUAUCCAGUCCUCCUGCUUCUAUUGUCAUCAUUAUCCCUCUCAUUUAUAACCUUUUGAAACGUCAUCCUACAUGUAUGCAGUUGAUUCAUGGUCAAGCCAAUGGUGAGAAGAAUGAUUUAUAUAACCACAACGAAUCAGAUCCAAUGAAAUCCAAUGCACUCCAAAGUUCAUUAUGGGAAAUUCAGACUCUUCAAAACCAUUUUGCGCCCAACGUCGCUACAUUGGCCAAGAUCUUCAACGAGCAGUUCACUAAGCCUUCUUAUAACCUGGAAGACUUUUUGGACCACACAUAUACUACCAUGUUCCAGAACGAGAUCACUAAGAAGCGUAAAGGCGAGGCUUCUCUCGAUAUACAAGCCCCCAAGGGCCUUUUUGUGGCCGAGAUCGAAGCGGUAAUGGAUAAAGAAGAGAUGACAGAGCAAGAGCAGAAGCAGGACACGAUUGUUCUUGGGUGGGAAUCGUGGGCGUUUUGAAUAUGAUAUCGAAAUAGAAAUCAAUAGAAAGAUGUAAUCAUAAAAUUAAAUGAACG
Lobosporangium transversale is the source of this 1875-nucleotide messenger RNA. Its product is annotated as CBF/Mak21 family-domain-containing protein. Gene Ontology annotation, cellular component: nucleolus; small-subunit processome; Noc4p-Nop14p complex. The transcript has 7 exons. The record is from RefSeq and is a predicted model, not a curated record. Lineage: Eukaryota; Fungi; Mortierellomycota; Mortierellomycetes; Mortierellales; Mortierellaceae. Gene Ontology annotation, biological process: ribosome biogenesis. The coding region runs from base 38 to 1819 and encodes 593 amino acids.